Messenger RNA from Serendipita indica DSM 11827, 1347 nucleotides. The record is from the annotation of a GenBank genome assembly. Lineage: Eukaryota; Fungi; Basidiomycota; Agaricomycetes; Sebacinales; Serendipitaceae.
AUGCGCUCGAUAGAUGCUCUCCCACGAGAAAUCUGGCUCUCCAUCGCCAGUCUGCUCACCCGGGAGGACCUCCUUAAAUUCAGGCUUGUCAGCCCGAGACAACUUCUCCCAGAGGUCAAUUCAAUCGUAUUCGAAAAUCUCGUCAUCAAUGUGGACGGUUCCGAUGAUUUAACGAGAUGGUAUGAUGCUGAGCGUGACGGAGUUGCAAUCCAGCGACUCAACGACGUUGCAAAGAGUCGAAUUGCGGAUCAUGUCAGGACUCUCACUUUGAGGGUCACUAGGCCUUAUAGUCUGUCCGCAUUCUAUGAGGAGAGGUUUGGCGAGAUAAACCAUCCCGUUCGUAACUAUGCACAGAGCACCACACGGACUAUUAGCAAACGAAUCUCUGGUAUUUUCCGUAAAGGACCAGCAAAGCAACGCUUCCAGCCUUCAACCCGACGUGGCGUCGACUACGACAAAGAGCUAGCCAACGGUCUCCGGAAUCUCUUCAAGGCGACUGACCUCGUCAAGUUGGUUCGCAUAAAACCUGCAGAUGGCUAUGUCUCGGAGUACGACAUUGUCUAUCCGUCUGUAUAUGGCAGAGUCCUUGUGCGAACUUUCAAGGCCCUUAGAGACGUAAAAAUAUCUGCAAACGCGACGUUUGAGAUCCUAGACUGCCCCAUUACUCAUAUCGAAGAGUCUGGACAGUCGUUGGACCAACAGCUUGUCUCGGACGUCCUGCACAAGUUUACGACAUUCGGAUUCAGCUACCGCAAAAUGGCUUACGCGGUGAUUAAGCGAGAUGCCUCAUCCGGAGUAUUAGGAGGAGGUUACCAGCGGAACCAUUAUCGCACCCAGGAUAGAUUGGAUCCCAAAGGACUUGGAAUGCAGCUACUCAAGGCAUUUAGUGUUAGCUUCUCGCACCUCGAAGGCUUGAUGCUUAGAGGUAUAGAAGAUGGACCGCACUUUGCCGACCUUCUUCUCUCGUCCAAGGCAGAGAAACCAAACUUCCGAUGCCUCAAACUUGCACAUAUACAGGUUUCCAAGGAGACCCUAACCAGUUAUAUCAACCCCUGUCUACAUCAGAUGCAAACAAUCGUUUUCGGCAGAAUGAAGAUGGUUGGGGAAGACAGUCAUCACAAGAUCGCACUUCUCGACGAAUGGAUCGCCUUGAGGCAGAAAGAAGGCUCCAGAGAAUGGCACCUGGAAACGUUGGCUUUCAAUGAUUUCUACUGGACCUAUACAAACUCUCCCUCUGAUGAGAUACGCCGCCGAAUUGAACGGCUGACCAUUAGGCCAAAAACGAAAAAGAAGGCAACGUCACCGGUGCGAGGAUUCUUGGGAGACGAUUCACAGUUUGCAAUUUGA